UAAAUAUAAAAGAUAACAAUCCAGAGACCUGUGAUUACAACGAAGUUUUCAGUAUGAUUGAAAAAUUGAGUUUAGAAAAUAUUCCCAUUGAUCUGAAGUCGGAUAGACAGUCUCCAAUAAAUUGGAAUGACAGGUAUAACAUUAUAAAUGAGAAGAGAGUGGGAAUAUGCUGCAUCAUAAACCAAGAAGUGUUUUAUCCAUCUAAAGCUAGCAUGGAACUUGCUAAUGGGAAUGCACUGCCAAGACGUGACGGCUCAACUAAAGAUAAAGUUAUGCUGGAAAAGACUAUGCGUGCCUUGAACUUUGAUAUUAUUACCAGAGAUAAUCCUAACAGAAAUGAAAUGGUAGCAUUUAUACAAGAAGUGUUAAAGAAAGUCUCAGCUGAAGAUAGUGUGUUUAUGCUUUGCAUACUUUCUCAUGGCAUUAGAGGAUGUGUGUAUGCAGCAGAUUCCAUACCAAUAAAAGUUGAUUAUAUUCAAAGCUUAGUGGAUGAAAAACAAUCUUUAAGAGGAAAACCGAAAGUCUUAAUCCUGCAGGCUUGCCAAGAAGAUGAUACAACCUUACCAUUAGUUCCUGACAGCCCCCAUAACAUGAGAAAGACAGACUUCUUAGUUUGCUGGGCGACAGCACCAGAAUUAGUUGCUUACAGACUUUCUAGUAAAGGAUCAUUUUUCAUUCAAAUAUUAUGUGAAAUCAUUAGUAUUAGAGGUAAAAGGGAACAUUUAUUGGAUAUAUUCACUAUUGUAAAUGAAGAGGUUGUUAAAAAGUGUACUUUGUGGGGGGUAGAACAAGCACCUAUUGUUAAUCAUACUUUGAGGAAAAAGUUAUAUUUACAAAAGUCUGAUUAAAAGUAAAAUUUGGAUUUGAAAAUACAGGAAUAAAACUUUUUUAAGCUUUAAAGUUGACAUUUUUAAAGAAGGUAAUGAAAUAAACAUUUUUCGUACA
This is a messenger RNA of Leguminivora glycinivorella, 945 nucleotides long. Its product is annotated as caspase-8-like. Gene Ontology annotation, molecular function: cysteine-type endopeptidase activity. The coding region runs from base 54 to 848 and encodes 264 amino acids. NCBI's taxonomy places the organism in Eukaryota, Metazoa, Arthropoda, Insecta, Lepidoptera, Tortricidae. The transcript has a single exon. Gene Ontology annotation, biological process: proteolysis. The record is from RefSeq and is a predicted model, not a curated record.